GUAAGAAAGCCAAGGAAAUAAACGAUGGAGAAUGUUUCGUAUAUACUUGAUAGUGGCAAUCAAAAUCACGAUAUUAGCGUGUUGAAAGCGAAUGAUUAGAGGUAUAGUGCAGCUCUAACGGGAUGCUCUGUCAUAUUAAGAAUUUUUCAUAGGUGAGUCAUUGAACUGUCACGGAUGGAAUUUAUGCCAAACCUUGAUGUUAAAGGCCCUUCAUUUUAUCUAUCAGUAUGUUACACAAUCCUUGGCCUAUUGACAGUUGCUUUUUGCCAAUCAGUGCCACAUUAUAGUAAGGAUGGCCAGCAGGGCCAGCCUGGCUUGGUCAAGGUCGUGAAAGACACCUUGGAUGGAUGGAUUUGUGCACAGGACUAUGAUGAGAGAGAUGCUGUCGUUAUCUGCCGAAGCCUGAAUCUCCCUCACACAGAUGCAAGGCCACUCAAGGAAGUCUCUCAUAGGCAGCAGGAAAAUAAUAUCAUACUCCAGAGACUGGAUUGUCAUGGAAAUGAGACCUCACUUGAGCAGUGCCCAGGAGUAGAGUGGCAGUACGUGAAAUGUCCCUUAAAACAACUUGUCAAGGUGCGUUGUAGCUCAGCCACAGAGGGUAAGCUUAGACUGAUGAGUGGUUCAGUUGAAUCUAUUGGCAGAGUGGAGUACUUCCAUCAGGGAGUGUGGAUGACUGUGCAUGGGAUGGAUUCUGGUGCUGCUGUAGUUCUUUGUCGCAGUUUAGGCUUUCCUCACGAAAUGGCUCGUAUUGUGUAUGGGUUUCAAGAUAAGUUUCAAUAUCAAAUUCGUGCCGCCUGGAUUAAGGAAGUAAGAUGUGAAGGCACUGAACCAAGUUGGGAAAACUGCAUCGUGGUUUACUACAGGAUUCCAUCCCGGGUCAGUUUCAGGGAUAUGCAUGUGUCCUGUGAAGGUUUACGUCUAAGGGGUCAUGAAAGCCAUAGCGGUGUGCUGGAAGGUUACUUUGAAGACAAGUGGAGGAAUGUUUACAGCCCUGAAUUCAACUCUGUAGAAGCAUCUGUGGCCUGUAAAGUUUUAAAACUUCCCCGGUCUGCAGCAGAGGUGGUGCGAAGAGAUAAAUUUGUAACUGGUCAGAAUGUAAUGACAUGCCUUGAUGUUGGCACCUGUGAAGGCUCGGAAUCCAAAUUAACAGACUGUUAUCUUUCUCGAUGGGUUUUCAAGGAAUGUGGUGAGGUGACAAUAGCAUGUAAACAUGUAGAUAUGACAGAUGUUAAAUUUCGUUUGACGGGUGGACAUUCAAGUUCUGCGGGGUAUCUGCAGGUGUUCUAUAGGGGUCUCUGGGCACACAUAUGUGGGCAAGGAACCGACUCAGCUGUGGCUACAGUGGCCUGUAGGACUCUGGGACAGUCAAGAUUUGGGGGUGCUGUGAUUCCCACAAAAUUCAUUGGCUCUGGCUCAUCGAACAUUGUCAUGAAUGGAGUGCAGUGUACUGGUGAGGAAACCGACCUGGCACAGUGUUAUUUUAACCCAUGGGGUGUUGGUUGGUGCCCCAGCUGGAAGGCUUUGACAAUUUACUGUGGUUCAUUGGAAAACACUUUUGAUGUGAGACUGAAGGAUGGAGGUUCCUACAACUUUGGUCGAGUGGAAAUGUAUGCAUAUGGCACAUGGUACAGAGUUUGCAAAAGUGACCAAUUUAAUGUAGAGGAUGCAAGAGUAGUGUGUAACCAGCUACAGUUGCCAAAAGCGAAUGCUAAAGUGACAUCAUGUUUUGAUAAUGGUACUAAUGCCAUAUGGCCCUCUUUUGUCCACUGUGAUGGAGAUGAGGAUCAUCUAAAUAACUGUACAGGCCAAGAAAUUCCGCCUGAGAGGUGUAAGGUUUUAAAGAUUAUCUGCAGCGAUGAAGAAAUAAGUGAUCAAGACUGCUUUAACAUCCUACCUGGUUGGGCCAUUGCUACACUUGUCUUGGCCAUUUUGUUGGGCUUACUGGUGGCUGUCUGUGUAUUUAUGAAGGUGAGAAGGAAUAAGGAGGCACAUCCUGUAGAUAACACUCGCCCACAGCUGUAUUUGGUUGGAGAGGGUGGGGAAAACUUCGAAUUGAAUAUCCCUCCUCCAAUCAUGGAUACACCACAUCCAGCAUAUGAUGCACCACAUCCAGCAUAUGAUGCAGAACUGCCAGCAUAUGAUGCAGAACCGCCAGCAUAUGAUGCAGAACCUCCAGCAUAUGAUGCAGAACCUCCAGCAUAUGAUGCAGAACCUCCAGCAUAUGAUGCAGAACUGCCAGCAUAUGAUACUUUGUUCAAAUUCCUGAGCUGGUUGAUACAAGUCUAUUUUCUGGUUGUUCUGCCGGUUCAGACGCAAGGACAGACAUUUAGCCUAUGGCGUGGAGGACCCCGUGAUGGUUUAUUACGACUGAAUUAUGAAGGAGAGGAUUCUGUGAUCUGCAGCAAGUCACCUGCCUUCACCUGGCGUGAGGCAAGCGUGCUGUGUCGAGGAAUGAGCUUACAAAGUUUGCAUCCAGUUAUAACACCAUAUGAAAGCUAUCUGGCUGAGAACGAAACCUUCUUGGAGUUUAAGGCUCUAUCCAUCGACUUCCAAUGUACUGGGAAGGAGACUAGCUUUGUAAAGUGUGUUAACUUCACGACCAUUGGAACACCGAAAAAUGAAACCUGUUUUAGAGGAAUCGGUGUAUUAUGCACUUCAGCAGUACCUGAAUAUCGUCUGUUGGACGAUCGCCGACUGAGGGUUAGAAUUGAUUCCACGUGGUCUACUGUGUGCGCAGAUGGUUUGACAGUUGAGGAUGCCGUAGUCGCCUGUAGAACCCUGCAAAAGCCGUGGUCGGAUUCUCGCCCUUUGAGGUUGAUAAAGAGUAACACGACUAGGUGGAAGCUGAAUGAUUUACGAUGUACAGGUUCUGAGGAAAGCCUGAAGGAUUGCUCUUCCGUCAUCUGGGGGGACACCGAGUGUAAAGGUGGACGGGACGUCGGCGUGCUCUGUGCGGCAGCCAGUGAGUUGAAAUUCCGACUGAUAAACGGUUCGUCAUUAGCUAUUGGCCGUCUGGAAGUGUUUAACAAAGGCAGAUGGGGGACUGUGUGUAACAAGGGCGGCUUUGGACGAGAGGCCGCCAGCGUUGUGUGCAAGUCACUGGGUUAUGAAUACAAAAACGCCCGUGCUGUUCCUAACACACACUUUGGGACUGGGUCUGGAGUGAUCUGGAUGGCCAAUGUGUCUUGUGAAGGUUCAGAGUCAAGCCUCAUGGACUGCAGCAAACACUUUGACGGAAAACCCAUUACCAUGACUUGCAGUCAUUCAGAUGAUGUAGCAGUUUCUUGUGAAAGUUACCGUUUGGAUAAACAUGGCGGUCUGCAGCUGUCCUAUGAAAGCAGAUGGAUAGAUGUGUACAACGGUAGUUUCAACAUUAAAGCCGCAACAGUAGCCUGCAGAGCAUUGGGCCUGCCCAGAUCUGGGGCAAAGUUCAACUCCAGAGAGGUAUCGGUGGGCCCUGGAGAGAUUCUGGAAGUGAGCUCAUGUCGCGGUUCAGAAGACACUUUCUUUAACUGUCGUCAUCAGUGGGUGGAUCCCGAAGAGCUGAGGGCAAAGAAUAUCAGUGUCGGUGGCGUACAGUUGACUUGUGAACCAGCAGACACAAAAAACAUCAAGUUUCGUCACCCAGGAGAAGAUAUGAUGGGUCUGUAUGAAGUUUAUAACGGUUCUCACUGGGGAACAAUAUGCGGAAACGGACUUGGUGUGGUUGAAGCUCGUGUUGCCUGUCAGAGUUUGGGACUUGGAAGUACAUUUGCUGCUAGACUUCCGACGGCCUACAUACAGAAGGGGAACGGUAGUGUUCUGAUGGACGGCGUGUCCUGUAAGGGUCAGGAGUCGAGUCUGGCACAGUGUGACCACAACCCUAUGGGCCUGAUCACCUGUGACCCAGACAACAGAGAUGAUCUUAACAUCUACUGCGGGAAGCCAGAAGAUAAUUACAAAGUUCGCCUUGCCGGUGGAUCGCAGAAGGCGGGUCGAGUGGAGGUGAAGAUGUUCGGGGUAUGGGGCACCGUGUGCGCAGACGGCUUUAACAGUAACGCCGCAAAGGUUGUCUGUCGACAACUCAAUGUGCCAAUAUCUGAACCGAGAACUGUCUCAAUUUUCCCGGAAGGUCAAGGACAAAUAUGGUUGCAUCGGGUUAACUGUACGGGUGAGGAAACCGAUAUCCGUGACUGUCAACAUGGGCCAUUGGUCGGUGCCACAGAUUGUACACAUGGGGAUGACAUUGGUGUCGUAUGCAGUGGAACUGUUGUCGAACCAGCGAGUGGAAUAUCUGGGGGUGCAAUUGCCGGGAUUGUUAUAGCUGUUCUCAUCAUUUUUGCGAUUCUUAUCGUGGUCUUAUGUGUAGGAAUUCGAAGAUGGUCUGCAGCGCGAAGAGACCUGCGGAGUAACUUGCUCAAGACCUCAUCGCAGAGGCCUAACUCUGGUACGGGAUCUGAGGGCAGUGUGGAAUAUAACCAUGGAAAUGGCAUGGUCAAUAUGGGUUACAACGAAUCCCCUAACGCGUCGAAGGCCAGGGCCGCAGGUCCCAUGGGGUACGCCGCCGGCCCGACAUCCAAACCUUACAAUUACGAUAGCGAUCAAGGCUACAGAAAGGGGAUGGAUUACCGCCAUGAGGAAAAUCUCAGUCCACCGGCUUACCACACUCUAGGUCAGACUGGACAACCGGUCGAGCGUUAUGGAGACGAUCGGAGUGGCUACUCGAACUUCACGCCGAACCAUAGGGCCCCGCAACCUUCCAAUGUCCCGUCCGUCAGCAGAAAUAUCACCUGGCCGGAGGGACGGUCCCCCUCGGACACCACAACACUACCAGGAUGACGAAGAGUUUGGGUUCGGGGCUGGCUACGGGAAUGGUCAUCAAGAAAACAGCUAUCCUUCAACCGUUCAGCCCCCAGGGCCGAGUUUUGGACAGACGAGCCGGCCUGCCAGUGGGGGACAGGUCAGGGGAAACAGCAAGAGAACCUGGCUUUGGUCCGCCGGGUACAAAUUACCCGAGCAGUCCGUCUCCAGGCAUUAGAUACCCAGAGAGGGACACUUCGCCACACCCUGGACACGCUCCCUCACCAGGCUAUGGUGUUCCACGAGGCGACUAUUCAUCAAGACCCCAGUCAUCUCCCACAAGAUCCCACGACGCAUCCCCGUCUUAUGGCCAGCUGGAUAUUCCUGAGGGGACGUCAGUUUAAAAAUCAAUCAAGACUUUAUCUAUUGUCUUGUACUUAGGCUGUCUAAUUUUUUUUUUGUUUUUGGCAGACGUAAUUCAUCAGACCUUCACCUUAGAAUAAUAUACAUUUGUGAAUGGGAGAUAUUUGAAGUAAACUUUGAAAACAGUAAAUCAUUUAAAUGUAGCGAUACCUUUCCAUUUGUUUCAUGAAUUGAACAUAACGAUGAGAAGACAACCUGAUAGAUUUUACAAUGAGGUGUGAUUGAAUACCGAUGAAUCCUUCUUGCCAAGUCGGACAAUUAGUCGCAAAUUUAACUAAAUAUAAUGUUUAAUAAUUGGAUUGUCGACACUGAUUCAUUACAGUGUAUAUAGUUUUCAUUUUUACAUUAUAAGUGAAUGCAUACACUAUCGGCAACUAUUUUGUACUCAUACUGUAUGUAUGCCUUAACAACUUAUGGAUUAUUUGGAGAUUUAAGUACAUAUAAUGUGUGAAUAUCGGAGUGGUCAACAUUGAUUCAUUAUAUUCGUUAUUACUGUAUAUAUAGUUCUCAGUUUUAGAUGAUAGGUGAAUACGGAUACAAUCUGCAGUCAUUGUGCUCAUAUGUAGGUCUAGCUUAACAAUUUAUGAAUUGUUAUAUA
Liolophura sinensis is the source of this 5800-nucleotide messenger RNA. RefSeq names its product scavenger receptor cysteine-rich type 1 protein M130-like. The coding region runs from base 175 to 4818 and encodes 1547 amino acids. The record is from RefSeq and is a predicted model, not a curated record. Gene Ontology annotation, cellular component: membrane. Lineage: Eukaryota; Metazoa; Mollusca; Polyplacophora; Chitonida; Chitonidae. The transcript is spliced from 32 exons.